This is a messenger RNA of Prorocentrum cordatum, 1051 nucleotides long. The record is from the annotation of a GenBank genome assembly. NCBI's taxonomy places the organism in Eukaryota, Dinophyceae, Prorocentrales, Prorocentraceae.
AAGGCCGGCGAGACGGUCGGCGGAGGGAGCCGCAGGGUGGCCAUCCCGCGGCGCGCGCCGCCGCCCGCCGAGGGUGCAGCGAGGCGCCAGCAGCAUGGGCUCCGCUCUGUGCGCGGCAGCGCCCGAGUUCUGCUGCUCCGGCGGCGAGCGCGACUCCAUCCAGGGGGACAUCGCGCGGCCGCAGCUCUACGCGGCCGGCUCGCCCACGGGCGCCAGCUUCACCGCCGAGCCGGUGCCGUGGGCGAAGGGCGGGGCCCUGUCCGAGGCCGAGGGCCUCGGCGGUGGCGCCGAGCGCCGCCCCUCCGUGGCCUCCACCGCCGAGCUCAGGCCGCACACGCCAGCGCCCAACAAGCGGCUGCCGGAGGCCCGGUCCGCGAGCCUGCGCAGCGCGCCGGCCGUGCUCACCAAGGUCGGCGCGGCAAGCCCGCCUGGCGCUGCCGCGCUCGCGCAGAGCGCGGGGGUGCCCGCGCCGAAGUGCGCCUGGUGGCGGCUCGGCAGCUGCUACGGCGCCAUCACAGCAGACAGCAAGGAUCGGCAGGCCAAGGAUAUCCUGCACAUCAGGCCUGCCCUCCCGCUGGUGGCGAUGGCGCACAAGCAUUGGCGGCCGUGGCCACCUAUUCAGGACAAGGCCCUCUCGAGGAUCGAGGCGCUGAACCCCAUGCUGCUGGACAAGAACGACGCAAACGAGGACACCAGCGAGUACGAGCAGGAGUUUGCCGUGACGCUCACGAUGCCCUACAGUGCCAAUGAUUUCGAUGCCCAUCACAUUAAGCAGUCGGACGCCCUCUCGCGAGCCGAAAAGCGGUUCAACAAGAGCCAGAAGGAGCUCAUCAAGUACGUGGCCCAGGCGGAAAAUGCGAAGUUGGACGUGGACGCCCUCAAGGAGGACAUCCGCGCGCAGGGAGCGGCGACAGCGGCUGCGGCCAUGCAGGGCGUGACUCCGCCCCCGCCCCCGCCUCCAGCUCCACCAUCAGUAGAUGCGAUGGGCAUGUACUCCAUGCAGCAGCAGCAGCAGCAGCAGCGGCAGCAGAUGGUAGACCUCGUCAGAUGA